AUGGAUUAUUCUGUGCUAAAAACGCUGGCGAAAGAAGUCGGCAUGUCUGUACCGUCCGAUGCUUUUAGAAAAACUAGUUUUGGAAGUUCAUCGUCAACACCUACAAAAGAGAGAUUUAGUAAAUGCUCAAAUUGUGGUGGACCACGCACACCAUUUGGAUGGUGUAAACCUUGCGAUACAAAGAAAUUAAAAGAAAAUUUUGGAAAUUGGACGAGUGGUAAUGAUGACCUUGACAAUUUUAUUAGGGAAACUCAAAUGAAUGCCAGUACACCAUAUGAUUAUAUGAAAUGGAUCCCAUUUGAAAACUUUUCUGAUUUAAAAUUUGUCGCGAAGGGAGGGUUCGGAUCUGUUUUCUCUGCUCAAUCUAAUGGUUUGGGAAAAGUUGCACUCAAAUUUCUGGAUAAUUCCGAAAACUUGACUAAAGAUUUUCUAAAUGAGCUUAGGGCUCAUCAUCGAUGUAGUCUCGUUAGUAAUGGAAUAGUUGAUUGUUUUGGUGUCAGUAAAGAUCCGAAAACGAAUAGAUAUGUAAUGGUACUGCGAUAUGCUGAACAAAGGGAUCUACGUCUUUACCUUACUCAAUAUUUUGCAGAAUUGUCGUGGGAUAGGAAAAUUGAAUUAUUUGACCUUAUUGCGAAAGGACUUCAGGAAAUUCAUAGUCAUGGAUAUGUCCAUCGUGAUUUUCACAGAGCUCAUGAUUACUCAUUAGCUCGUGAUAUCUGUCUUGGUUUAAGGCCCCCUAUCAUUUCCGGAACGCCUAAAGGCUACGUUGCCGCAAUGCUUCGUUGUUGGGAUGCUGAACCAUCUAAACGACCAACUAUUGAAGAACUGUUGAAUGCAUCAUUUAAAUGGCGCUAUUUAUCAGAUGGAAAUGCGCCUUUUCAAGGACCUAAAACUAAAAAAGUGCCGACAGGAAACAUUUCCAGGCCAACUACUACCUGUUCUAACGCCUCACAUCCUCAGGCCUUCUAUACUAGUCGAUUACUUCAUUUCCCAAAUCUUCCAGAACCUAAAAAUUUAGACUAUUACACACUUUUUGAUUCAACAACUGGUGAAAUACAUAAGAUUGUUAGAAAAAAUACUUCUAAAAAAGAAUCCAUCAGAUCUUCUAAUCCUCCGAUGAAAGAAUAUUCACGCCAAAUCACUGCUGACAAAGACAAUGAGGUGGCCAAAGAACCUCGUUCCAGUACCAGUCUAACUAGAAGUAUAACUAUUGGUAGAAUGGUGGAUCAAAGCACAAUCGACAAGAUAAGAGCUGAACGUAGAAGAUUAUCUAAAUAUCGAUCGACCUAUCUGGAAGAUAUCCCUAAUCAAGUCGAACUUUCCACCGUCACUAAUAAAUUAGAUAAAUUACAGCUCAAGAAAAAUUAA
Dentiscutata erythropus is the source of this 1368-nucleotide messenger RNA. Lineage: Eukaryota; Fungi; Glomeromycota; Glomeromycetes; Diversisporales; Gigasporaceae. The record is from the annotation of a GenBank genome assembly.